AUGUUCACCAUCAAGCCCAAGACGGGCAGCCAGUCCUUCCUGCUGUCUGUGUAUAACGAGAAGGGGGUACAGCAGCUGGGUGUGGAGGUGGGACGCUCCCCUGUCUUCCUGUACGAAGACCAACAUGGGAAACCUGCGCCAGAGGAGUACCCACUGUUCAGAUCUAUCAACCUCGCUGACGGCAAGUAAGUGAAGUCUGAGACACCUGAGAAACAAAGCAAGGCCUUUUCUUUUACGGACAAGGUUUGGGUUCAGGUAAGGUGCUGUUUGGUUAGCAUUAGGGUUUCUCUUUCCUCUGGCAAGUAACUGAAGUUCGGCCUUUCACUAUGCAGUGAUGUUGAACAAGGAGUACUGUACAUUUGUAACACACGGGAUAUGAACCCGGGUCUCCCACGGGAGCAAGCAACGUCUUAGACCAAGAGGAAAUUCCCUCUUGGGCAGAAGGCAGGUAAAUUGGUUUUGAAGUUUGCAGGUGGGGCUGCCUCAUCAUGUGAACCGUGACUGCCUCAUGUCCGCUACAUUCACCUCCCUCUGGCCUCCUCCCCCCAUGAGAGACUUCCCCACGUUGGGCACUAAUAGUAACACUGUGGGGUAUAAACCAAUGGUCUCCAAUGUCUUAAACCAUUUAGACUAAGAGGAAAUUCUCUCGUGAGCCAAGGGCCAGGCAGACACUGGUUUUGAAAGUACCGACUCGUGUCCGCUACACAUGGCGUGAAGUAAGAUGAUUCUGAGAGGGUCUGUGGCCUUACUGUGUUCGUACUGUAGACACACUCCACACAAGCCAUGUUUUACGAGAUGGAUGACCAGAUCUGAGUCUUCUGGAUUCUCAAUAAUGUAUUCAAGGCUGCUCAGCAGAUCCAAACAAACCACUAAAAAUGCACAAUUAUUCGAUUUAUAUGCUUCAUUGUUUAGUGAUUGAUAACAUAAGGAAUAUAACUUUGCGAGACAGCUGUCUUUUGAGUUACUCAAUUAUUUGUUUGGCAGCAUUUUGAUGACAGACUGUUUAUACCAAAUUAUUUACAGCUGCCUGCACUGUUGAUUUGCAAUAAACCAUCAAAAUAACAGAGCUUCAUAAAUUACUUAACUGUAAAAUUAAUAUUCUGACAGUGAAGUCUUUGCUAAUAUGAAACAUUUUGCGAAAACGUGUCUGGUGCAGUUGUCUACAGCAACAUGAAACGUAGCGUUGGUAUGUGACUUGAAUGUCUGUAAUUGAUUUAUCUGUUUUCCAGACCUUGUAAAGUAGAGGAGUUUUAUCAUUAUAUUAUUUAUCUAGCUAGUGAUCUUUCUGAGAAUAACAAAUUAUCUUCAUCAAGAACCAUCUAGUUUUAAGAUUCAAAUCUCUUGGCAUCUCUCUGACUAUACCAGACUGUAGAUCAUCUCUGACUAUACCAGACUGUAGAUCAUCUCUGACUAUACCAGACUGUUGAUCAUCUCUGAUUAUACCAGACUGUAGAUCAUCUCUGGCUAACUAUACCAGACUAUAGAUCUGCAAAUUGUCCAACCUGUGCUCGGGUUGUAGCGUUCAACAAGCAACAAAUACACUUCAUACGUUUCAUGUUCUCCCCAAAUCUGUCAUGUUUCUCUAACCCACUCCCUCCUCUGUCCAUGUGUAGAUGGCAUCGCGUGGCCAUCAGUGUAGAGAAGAAGAGUGUGACCAUCAUCGUGGAUUGUAAGAAGAAGCUGAGCAGGCCCCUGAAGAGGAGUGACGGGGCAGCCAUCAACACUGACGGCAUCACCGUGUUCGGAACCAGGAUUCUGGAUGAAGAAGUCUUUGAGGUAAGGACAAUGACCAUUGCUUACUAUGACACUGUAUUCGCAGAUGGCACGGCAGCCAUUUUGCGGCGCAACGUCUAA
This is a messenger RNA of Coregonus sp. 'balchen', 1854 nucleotides long. The record is from the annotation of a GenBank genome assembly. NCBI's taxonomy places the organism in Eukaryota, Metazoa, Chordata, Actinopteri, Salmoniformes, Salmonidae.